ACCAGCGUAGCGUAAACCAGUCGUAUUCUAAGAAUUACGCGUCGCCAAGCACUUCACCUUGGUUGCCGGUUGCAUUUCUAAAGUUUAAUUUUAGUGAACAUAAUUUUAUAAUAGUUUCGGAAAUGGGAAAGCAUAAAGAAGAGAGCAAUGAGAAGCUAUCUGAUGGGUUGCUAAGCGAGCUGAUGGUGGAAGAUGAGAAGACAGAGUCCCAACACCAGGAGUCAGAAGGUGAAGUCACGCAUUGCAAGGGUGGAGAGAUCGGCUAUGGAACAGGAGAUGCAAUGUUAGGCAGUUUCGUGGUGGCGCCCUUAGUGGUCGGAGUCUGGAGAAGCACUUGGGGCAUCAUGGAUCUCAACCACAAGCUGUUCCCAUACGCACAGACUUAUAUCAUGGGCAUCGUACUCCACACGUGCUUCGCUUUAGUCAGGUCACGACUCCUGGCGCGAUCCAAAGGCGCGUGGAGCGGGGCGGACGGCGGCGCGGGGCGAUGGCUGCUGGAGCGGGCGCUGUCCAGAGUGUACACGUAUAUCUUCAUUCUCGCCAACAUUAACCACUGGAGGGGCGGCUGGGGCCUGCUCGAUGCCGUCAUCGUGGCUAUAUUGCCCAAUGACAGCGAUCCUCACAGAUGGGUGUUAAUGGCAUCCUUCCACAUAUUCUUCUACAUCAGCAUAGCGGCGCUGCGCUCGGCGAGGAAUCUCCUCGCCCCGCCUUACUUCCUCGUCACCGACGGGAAGGAAGCCACGUACAUCUUCACCACCAGAUUCAAAACAACUAGCAGCAGAGAGACAGUACUGUAUGUGUUGGACUGCGUGUUCUCCGUGGCGGUGGUUGGUUCGCUCGUCGUCUUCGUGUGGAGAGGGUCAUGGGCAUUGCUGGACAUAUUUCUGUUCCCUGAUGACAAGGUUAAGUCAAGCUGGACGUCGUUGAUAGUUGGGUACGCCCUGGUAGUGGCUACCUUCGCUCUCCAAGCGCCAAUCCGCUGGGCGGCCGCGAGGCUACACGGCGCGCCCCGGCUCCUCCUGGCUGACGUCUAUCAUCUGGUCUCCUUCCUUGCUACAGUCAAUGUGUGGAGAGGCGUGUGGGGUAUGCUGGAUCUGUACUUCUUCCCAGAAACGCCAAAACUCAGCAAUUGGUGCUCCCAUGUGAUCAGCCUCACUUUGCUGAUCCUCCUCAACUGUUCCAACUCAGUUCUCGUGAGAGGAGUCUACAUCGACGCGGAGGAACCCGCGGGCGAGUGCGUGGUCUUCCCAUGCCACUACCUAAGGCUGUACUUCCACAAGGAACGAACCAAGAAGAGGCACAGAAGGGCCUUAGCUGCUGCAGCUGCGGCUAGGAAGGAAGAUGCGAGUUUACCUUUACAACAUCCUGAAGAAAAAGUGUAGUGGACUAAUAGUUACAUUAAAAAUCCAGUGAUGAAGAAUGUGCUGUGACCAAUCUUUGAAAGAAUUUCGAAGGGUUUCGACUAUAGGUCACUAAAUAGUGCGGCAAUGACCCAAAGUGAGAUCUCCUAUAGCAUCUCCACAUGGGUUUGCAUGCCACUGAUGUAAAGUUAUGUAAAUAAAACACAUUAAUUAAGUUUAGGGUAACAUUCACUUAAUGAUUGAAGCAAUAGGUGUGUUAAAGUAGUAAGAUAAUAAAGUGAACCGCAGCUAUAUUAUUUGCACUGGUUUUUAUUACUAGCUUUCAUUUUACUUGCAAUGUUACUAUGUCUCGGGUGGAAUCUUGCAACUCCAUUUUGAUGCAGAUAUUUUCAACCGUUCGAGCUAAAAUUUUGUACACACGUUAAGUUUGGAUGGCAAUGCAUUAUAAUGAUAAGCUUGACCAGAUCGUGCGCUCAGGAACGGCUCUAGACGUGGAAACUCCUCAACGGUUUACUGUACGGACGGACAUGAAUUUGUGUCAGACAGUUUUUUUAAUGCAAUAAGCGCUCGCUCUUUAGACACAAGUCAAAAAUAACAUUUUUGUAAAAAGCUUAUUCAUUAUUAUAAACAGAUUUUGUUACGAUAUGUUUAAUUUAAAACUUUAUUUUAUUUUUUAUGACAAAUUUGAGCUGAGUCCUGUAAUAACAUAUUCUUUUAAAUUUAUAAUUUGUAGUGUUAAUUACGUAGUUGAUUUAUUUAUGUACUUUCUAUAAGACUCGACUCUAUUGUUUUAAUAGAAUUGUCAAGAGUUACUGUAGUUCAUAAAACAUCAAGUCAACAGACGCCAGGUUUGGCGCCAUAAUCGUGCAUUCAACAACGUGUGAGCCGUUGAUACGGCGCGGUGUUCAAACUCAAGCCUUUAGCCUUAACAGUUGCCCUGUUACGUAAGCGAAUGUGGCAGGGCCAUUUUCAGUGGGGGGCAGGGAGUGGCCGCAAUAUACCGCUAUUAAUUGUUAUUUAUACUGUGCUGGUGUAGUAUGCCUAUAAGUAAGAAUAUAAUGCAAAAAAUCUAUUUGUAAAUAUAAAGAGUAUACUAUGUAUUAUAUAAAGCGGCUAUGCUCGCUGUCGCCAAAUUCAGACAGAUCCGAAUGAACGUACAUUGCGUUGCGUGUGAAGUUUUUUUUAUCGAUAGGAAAAACCAGCAAUGUACGUAGAAACCGCCAAGCUUGGCGGACUGUUUGUGUAAUGUAUAGCUGGCAUAAAAUAAUGUAUUAAUACGCAUGUUCGCCAAAAUGCAAAUUUCGAAUUCUUAUUGUGAUGAAUAAAUUUCAACUCUGUAAUCGAUACAUCGUUUUCUAUUUCUCUUCGAUUGUAUCGUACUCUUCUUACUGGUCAGUAAAAAAAAAAUAAUAAUUGAGUUUAUAAACACUUUAUUUGAGAUUCUAAAAAAAGACGGCAUCUCGCCUAUGAUCCCAUAGAGGGUUUUACCAAAUCGUGAAAAGAGAAGUCUUUCUUAAACCAAUAAACGAUAAGGAUUUUAUGUACCUAAUAUUAUCUGAAGACGGAAGUACAUAAUAAAAAUAUAA
Messenger RNA from Plodia interpunctella (Indianmeal moth), 2947 nucleotides. RefSeq names its product fuseless (gene fusl). Gene Ontology annotation, cellular component: presynaptic membrane. The record is from RefSeq and is a predicted model, not a curated record. Lineage: Eukaryota; Metazoa; Arthropoda; Insecta; Lepidoptera; Pyralidae. The coding region runs from base 123 to 1382 and encodes 419 amino acids. Gene Ontology annotation, biological process: neuron-neuron synaptic transmission; clustering of voltage-gated calcium channels; neuromuscular synaptic transmission. The transcript is spliced from 8 exons.